Anthostomella pinea is the source of this 696-nucleotide messenger RNA. The record is from the annotation of a GenBank genome assembly. NCBI's taxonomy places the organism in Eukaryota, Fungi, Ascomycota, Sordariomycetes, Xylariales, Xylariaceae.
AUGAACGAGGUCCCGAAGCUUUUGUGGAAGCUUCUGAAACAGCGGGCUGCCUUCCUGUUCGUGGGUGGCCCUGCUGGUAUCCGUCUUCUGCUUCUUCUUGUUCGCCGUGGCGAGGUCCAAUUGACCGCAGGCGCGGUGUGUGCUCUUGGGUGGAAGGCGAAAACAAAGAUUGCACCGAUAAAGUUCAUCAGCAAGCACGAACUCCCGGCGAACAAAACUCUGGGCCAUCCCCACGUCAACCACGGCGUAUUCACCGCGUCGGGGAGCCGAGAUGAGUUCCACCCCGCGGACAGCAUUGCGACCUUCCUGUACAACUGCAACCCAAAAUUACUCAAGAAGUUCCUCGAUAUCGACGGGCCAGAGGUAGAGAUAGCAUGCAAGGCUCCCAAGCCAUUCCAGACACUGCACAUUGCACGGAUCGGAGACACGGUCACGGCGAGUCGCCACUGUGGAUACCCCUCGGAAGGAGAGAUGGUCACGGUAAUCGACUGUCUCAUCGAGCGCAAUGGGGAGUGGACGGCGGUGUCUGCCUCGAACGAUGGAUUUGAACCCGCAAGGCAGGAGGCCAAGGAGAGAAUGGGCGCGGACUUGGCCCAGUCGAUUCUGCUUCGCAGGCAGUGGGAGAGGGAUUCUCCAGGAUUCGAAAUCAGUAUCUUGAUCAAUGAAAUGACAUGUCAUGACUUCGGAAAGAGAUGA